Molecule: messenger RNA, 1629 nt
Organism: Panicum hallii
Lineage: Eukaryota; Viridiplantae; Streptophyta; Magnoliopsida; Poales; Poaceae
Product: glutathionyl-hydroquinone reductase YqjG
Exons: 2
Coding region: 92-1264 (390 amino acids)
Cellular component (GO): cytoplasm
Molecular function (GO): glutathione transferase activity
Source: RefSeq, a predicted model, not a curated record
CCGGCCCAUCCCCAGCAUCGUUUCUCAGCGGAGAAAGAGGACGAGGUGGAGAGCCCUUCUUCUAUCUCUCCGGCGGCGAAGCAAAUCAGCCAUGUGGGCCACACCACCUCAGCCGCUUCCCCUCCAACUCCAGCGACCACCAGGUCCGCCGCCUCGUCCCUUCCUCACUCGCCAUCGCAGCAGCCGCCUCAACCGCAUCGCCGCCUCACAGGACCCCCUCACCUCCCUCUCCAGCCUGCUGUGGGGUCGCGCGUUGCCCCCGGCGCAGCUUGUCCUCGCCGUUCGCCACGGCUGGACCGCCGCGUGGCAACUCCUCAUGCGGCAGCUCGCGCCCUCGGACCCCGAGACCGGCGCCUUCACCCGCACGCCGUCCCGCUUCCCCGCCGUCGCGGAGACGCCCAGCUCCCGGCUCCACCUCUACGUGGGCCUCCCCUGCCCCUGGGCCCACCGUGCCCUCGUCGUCCGCGCGCUCCUCGGCCUCGAGGCCCGCCUCCCGGUCUCCGUCGCCGUCCCCGGUGACGACGGCGCGUGGUCCUUCACGCCGGACAGCCCCGACGGGCUCUACGGGAAGCGCAAGCUCCGGGAGGUGUACGCCGUGCGGAGCGGCGGGUUCGAGGGCAGGGCGUCGGUACCGAUGCUGUGGGACGCCGAGCGCCGCGAGGUGGUGUGCAACGAGAGCAUCGAGAUCAUCAAGUUCCUCUGCGGCCUCGCGAACGCCGACGGCGGCGGCCUCGACCUCCGGCCACCGGAGCUGCGCCAGGACAUCGACCGCUGGUACGGCGUCAUCUACCCCAGCGUCAACAACGGCGUCUACAGGUGUGGAUUUGCACAGAGCCAGGCGGCGUACGACGCCGCGGCGAGCGAGCUGUUCGGCGCGCUGGACAGGCUUGAGGCCCACCUCGCCGGCUCCCGCUACCUGUGCGGGGACAGGCUCACGCUGGCCGACGUGUGCCUCUUUACGACGCUGAUCCGGUUCGACCUCGUGUACAACACGCUGUUCCGGUGCACCAGGCGGAAGCUGGCCGAGUACCCCAGCCUCCACGCCUACACGCGCGACAUCUACCAGAUGCCCAAGGUCGCCGAGACGUGCGACAUGGAGGCUAUCAUGGCAGGAUACUUCAAGACCCUCUUCCCCCUCAACCCCGGCGGGAUCCAGCCCCUCCCGCCGGCGAGCUGCGACAGCGAGUCGCUCUUGAGGCCGCACGGCAGGGAGGCCUUGUCCUCUGCUGCUGGCACGCCGCUUGAAGCAGCUGGUGUUUCCUAAUUCAGGAUAUGAACAAUGCUUCUGAAGAACAGCAGAAAAUAGUUUACACGUGCUGUACCGUUUACUGAUGCUGCACAGGGUCAAAGAAAUCAAAUAUGUUCUCAAGAUCUCAUCGUGUUUUCUAUUCAUGUUUAUGAUACAGAUCUUAUAGAUUAAGAUAGAAUCCGUUCUGCUCAGUUCCCCAACUGUGAAUUUCCAUACUACUUGCAAAUCCCUGGUGUAAAUGGCACACCUAUGUGGAGUUGUGGACAUGUAAAUUCUGUAAAGCAACUCAUGAGUUGCGUAAAAAGCGGACUUAUCAAUUAACGGCAUAUGUUCUGUGGGAUGUAACUAAUUGCUCAUUACAAGGUGAGUUGGUUGUACUA